AUGACAUCUUAUUCUUGUUGGGUUGAGUUUGGCUCAUACAAGACACAUCUCACCUUUGGUAAUCCCACAAACUACGACACCCUCAUACUGACCAUUAGAAAGUCGGAACAACUCGACAUUCCACGCGGUCAUUCAAUCUUAUUGUACAAAGAUAAAGCCUUGACGACACUCCUUGAUCAAGAGUUGGAUGUUGAUUUCAAUCUUACUCGUAUCUAUGUUUCUUCUCCAGCUCAACAACAAGCAAUUCUCUCAAAUUUGGAACAACUAGAGAAAUAUUUGAAUGAUUUAGGAAUAUCUAGUCAAUACAAUGAACAAGAUGAAUCGUCACCAUUCAUGGACAGAGAUGAUGCAGUUGAUUCAGUUGCUAAUACUAUUGAAGAUAUGUACUCUGCAUUCAAAUCCGAGGACAAAACACGAGAGAAUCACCCUUUUAUAACGUGUAUUACUGGUUCUGGAAUGGGAAAGACAACAUUUGGUCGGGAGUGUCAUCGACGUUUGAAGAACUUCAACUUCUCUGACAAUGAGAUCUCUCAGGCCAUGAAGUCAUCUCGCUACAUAUUUAUCGAUUUCAAUGGAGGUGGGGAUCGACUUGAUGAAUCGGAUCUAUCCAGAGACCCUGACUCUAUCUCUGUCGCGCUAGAGAAAAGAUUAUUUGCUCGUGCCAUCAUGCACAAAUCUUUUGAUGUCAUCUCUAAACAUCUCACUCAGACCAAUGGGCUCUUCUCGUUUGGAUCAACUUUUAGAUAUCUUCGAAAGAAAUUAGGUAUAAGCAAUGAAAUACCCAUUGCAAUCUUCUUGCACCUCGACGAGUUCCCAAUGGCAAACGCCUUUGUGGUAGAGAAUAAUCACCCUUCGUUUGUCAAAAUAAUGAUCGAGGGGCUUGGUACUUAUAGAUGCAGAGGAGAUAGCAAAUCUGAUGCAAAUCAAGACAACAUAUUCCUCAUCCCUCUCCUCACUGGGACAACAUCAAACGGUACUGAACCGACCAUGCUCUCAAAAUGGAAAAUGAAUUGCGUCAAUAUUUUCCCAAUCUCACUCGAUUCCUCACUUUCAAUGAUCAAGUCUAUGUGCAAGAAACCUCCUCUUCGAUCAAAAAAAGAAUCGAUCUUGGAAGAUCGACAAUUCAUCACUUUUAUCAAUGAUCUCGGUAUUAUUCCCCGAUCUCUCAUGACAUCCAAUUUCCAAUGCGCUCAAAUUUCGGUGGGUCUCCAUUUGAAGAAAUCACGGCCAUCAUUCUCAUGUUGCGUAACAACUUGCAUACGGACACUCCAUUCACAAUUCAACAUCUUUUCCCAUCCUCAACGGGUAUUCAAAAUUCUUUCAACAUGGUUCCAAAAAAGAUUCACCAUAUCUUUAAAGAUAAAUACAAGUGGAUUGAUGGAUCUCCCCAAAGCCCCAAUAUUCAGGUCAAAAGUGAAAUAG
This is a messenger RNA of Cavenderia fasciculata, 1422 nucleotides long. RefSeq lists its product as uncharacterized. The transcript is spliced from 4 exons. The coding region runs from base 1 to 1422 and encodes 473 amino acids. The record is from RefSeq and is a predicted model, not a curated record. NCBI's taxonomy places the organism in Eukaryota, Evosea, Eumycetozoa, Acytosteliales, Cavenderiaceae.